UGGCGCGCGCAGUUUCACUCCCCGCUGUAUCGAUGAAGUUGCACAAACAUGGCGGAUUUCCUGCCGUCCCGGUCCUCUCUAUCCGUUUGUUUUCCAAACUGUCUUCUUAACAGCAACGAGGCGGAACAACUGAGGAAGUCUAAAGAGAUAGACAGGGGUCUUCUGAAAGACAAAACCUAUGUGAAACGGCUAGUCAAGAUACUUUUGCUCGGCGCCGGGGAGAGCGGCAAGUCCACUUUCCUCAAGCAGAUGCGCAUCAUACACGGGCAGGACUUCGACCAGCGGGCCAAAGAGGAGUUCAGAGCCACCAUUUACAGUAAUAUUAUUAAAGGUAUUCGAGUGCUUGUGGACGCCAGAGAGAAACUGCAUAUUCCCUGGGGAGACCCUUCAAACAAGGCACAUGGAGACACCAUGAUGGCUUUUGACACACGUUCAGCCAUGGUGUCACAAGGGAUGGUGGAGACCAAAGUGUUCCUGCAGUACCUGCCUUUGAUCCGUGCCCUCUGGGCUGACAGUGGCAUACAGAACGCUUAUGACAGACGCAGAGAAUUUCAGCUGGGUGAAUCUGUGAAAUAUUUCUUGGAUAACUUGGACAAACUCGGGACACCGGACUAUCUACCGACACAGCAAGACAUCCUACUGGCCCGUAAGCCCACGAAGGGCAUUCAUGAGUAUGACUUUGAGAUCAAGAACGUACCCUUCAAAAUGGUGGAUGUGGGCGGCCAGCGGUCGGAGCGCCGCAGGUGGUUUGAGUGCUUCGAAAGCGUCACCUCCAUCCUCUUCCUCGUCUCGUCCAGCGAAUUUGACCAGGUGCUGAUGGAGGACCGCCAGACCAACCGCCUCAUGGAGUCGCUCAACAUCUUCGAGACCAUCAUCAACAACCGCGUCUUCAGCAACGUUUCCAUCAUCCUCUUCCUCAACAAGACGGACUUGCUUGAGGAGAAGGUCAAAACGGUGGCCAUCAAAGACUACUUUCCCGAGUACACAGGGGAGCCGCACAGCCUGGCCGACGUGCAGAAGUUCCUGGUGGAGUGUUUCCGGAGCAAGCGCCGAGACCAGCAGCAGAAGCCCCUCUACCACCACUUCACCACUGCCAUUAACACAGAGAACAUUCGCCUGGUUUUCCGCGACGUCAAGGACACCAUCUUGCAUGACAACCUCAAACAGCUCAUGCUGCAGUGAUGCUGGUCCAACAGUUCCUUUCACAUUUCUCUCAAAUAACCCUCUUUUGCUCAGAUGUUUGUAUUCCAUACAGUAACCUUCCUGAAUAGCUCUGACAUGCUUUUAUGUGAGUAGGAAGGCCUCUCCUAGCGGUCUGUCAUGAGCACAGAAUGGGUAGAGAAGGGGUGCAUCUGUCCACUCAUUUGUUACUGUCCUUAUUCAGCCUGCCAAGAGAAGCUGUAUGUGUCAUUAAAUGUUACCCUCCAUCAGUGAAAGCCUGAUGCUGCCAAAAGCAAUGCAUUUCCCCCCACGUUACUAAGUGGAGGGAAACAAAGUUUUGGUGGAGAGAGAGAAAGCACUGCCUUUUUGAGCCUUUUAUUGCUGACCAAAUAGCAAGAUAAGAUGCAAAAGCAAAGUUUUAACCUUUUAACAGGAACUAUGCUCUGAGCCUCCUUUUCGACACCUGCCAGGCCUUAAUUUUUUUCCCAUUAUCUUGAUUGGUGUUUUUAACUUGUAGCUGUCAAUUGCUCAAUUUUAGAAUUCAGUUGUUUUAUAUAGAUAUAUGGAUAUAUUUACCAAUAAGAUUCUUAAGUUAUAUUUCAAAAGGUUUACACUUUUUGUGAUUUUUCUUCUCCUGAUGGAUAAUGCUUGCAAUCGAAGAAAUGUUUGAGUGGAAACGUGUUUUCGCAACAAUAUACCACUUGAUAAACUGAAUUUAUACUGUGGUUAGCCAUACUAGGCAAGCUGAUAAAUACAGUAUAUAUGGCAUAAACUCAGGGCUGAAUGUAGACAACUUGCGUCUUGAUAAAAUUAACUCCAACAUCCACUAAUAGUACCUCUCCUUCAGAGGUUGGAAAUCAAAUUUCCUUGCUGGCCUGCAGACAUCCUCCUCCACUCAGAUUCUUUACCAUUUCUUUGUUGUUUGUCCAUCAGGGAAUGGAAAACAAAAAACAAGUGUCUUAAUUUAUUUGUUUUGUUUUGGGUUUUUGUCCACAACCAAACUAUACUGACUUUUUUCGUCAGAGGCCAACACUUUUUUUUUAUUUUUAUUGUUUAUAAUUUUGCUAACAAAAGCUUCCACAUUCACAAGUGCCACAUGUUUAAGGUACCAAUAAUUCGAACAACUGUUUCCUUUCUGCGUUAGUUGCAUAGAAAAGGGAUAGGACUUUGUGAACCUUGUUCCCUGUCAAUGGUUGUGUAUAGCUACUUUGUAUAGUGCCAUGUCCUGAAUACUACCGUUGCAGUAAGUAUUUUCUGUAAAUAGUCUGUACCUCACCCACUUCACUCUUUUCUAAUGGAUAUGUAACCUACACUGAAUAUGCAUAGCUGAUUUUCUUUUUUUUUUUUUUUUUGGCCACAAAACCGGUUGCCUUUUUAUUUUCAUAAAUACUGACUCCUUCCCUCCUUGUAAUUUGCUCCACUCCCAUCCAUUAAAGGUUGCUCCUUUUUGGCUGGUUCAUCUCUAUUGUUCGGGCAACCUUGACUGUGAAUGGUGCCUGCAUGCAUCUAUGCAUUCAGAUGCUGCUGGUUUCUUCUUGGCUUCAGCUCUGCCUGAGGAAAAAAAAAAAAAAAGGGCAGGCAGUAGAGGACUCGUUGUCUGUUGUCAAAUUCUGCCUUAUGCCCCUGGCUGAGGGCCCAGGAGGCUCAUGAAAGCAAGUAUUACUACUCUGCACAGCACUGACAGUGUCCUGUGUCUUCUGAUGCCAAUCGAUGCCCCCUCAAUGCCAAAGAAAAUCAGGCAUUGCAUGAUCUCUUUCAGGAGCACAGACACAAGUACUUGAGACAUAGAUGGUGAUGGGCAGUUUUAAAUGGAUAGUUGACCCAAAAAUUACCAUUCUGUCAUUAUAUAUUUACCCUCAUGUUGUUCCAAACCCGUAUGACUGACUUUAUUCAGUGGAACACAAAGGAGAUGUUAGGGAGGAUGUUGGACACAGUCACAAUUGACUUUCAUUGUAUCUUUUUUCAAUAUAAUGAAAGUGAAUGGUGGCCGUAGCUGUCAUUCUGCCUAACUUCAUCUAUGUGAUGGUGAAUAAAUUAUACCGGAAUGUUAAUUUAUCCCGUAAAUGUAUGUUUUGUGUUCGGUACAAGUUAAGCUCGACAGAAUUUUUUUGGCAAAAUGUUUAUUUCCACAAAAAAUGUUUUUCGACUUGUCCCUUGUUUAUGUAAAAAAAAAAAACAAAAGAAAAGAAUUGCAGAUCAAUUAAUGCUCUUACAAUGGAAAUGCGUAAGUCAGCCCAUAAACAUUCAAAUAAACAUUGUUUAAAAAAGUACCACAAGACAAACAUGAUUAUACAUGUUAACAUGAUUUUAGUGCAAUACAAUAUAAUUUCUUAAUUUACUAGCUAGAUUAUAGGUUUUACUGCAGAUACAUCAUGACAGCAAAGUUGUAAUAUUUGAUGUAACAACGAUAUGGUAAGAAAGUGAUUUUAGCACACUGAAUUCAUAUUAACAAACAGUGUUUGUGACUAUGUUUAUGGACUGGCCCCAUUCACUUCGAUUGUAAGUGCCUUACUAUAACUGCAUUUUUUAUAUAUAUAUAUAUAUAUAUAUAUAUAUAUACGUACACACACACACACACAUAAAUACAUUACACCGAUCAGCCACAACAUUAAAACCACCUGCCUAAUAUUAUGUAGGUCCCCCUUGUGCCACCAAAACAGCACCAACCCACAUCUCAGAAUAGCAUUCUGAGAUUAUAUUCUUCUCACCACAAUUGUACAGAGCAGUUGAGUUACCAUAGACUUUUGCAGUUUGAACCAUCUCUGUUGACCUCUCUAUUCUGAGAUGCUGUUUUGUUAGCACAUGGGGUCCUACACAAUAUUAGGCAGGUGGUUUUAAUGUUGUGGCUGAUGUGUGUGUGGGUGUGUAUAUAUAAUAUAUUGUGUUUGUGUGUGUAAAUGAGUGAAAAAAUUUUUUUUCUUUUGUAUUAACAUGCAACAAAUGUUGUCAUUUGAGCUUAACUUGUAUUGAACUUAUAACAUUCCUUUUAAUGCUGUCUUAUUACUAUCCUUUCACCAUACCAACUUAAACGGCUCCAAGCAAUCAAUAUUUUGAAUUAAUACAUUUCAGCAUUUUUACAAUGGCAUUAGAGGUGCUGAAAUACUCUCGAGUAUGAACCUCUAGUAUUUUCUGUGUUCAGUAGCUGCCUCUUUCCAGCGUAGUGAAUCCCAAAACUUUUUGACUUUCGGCAAUUGCAAACAUUGUAUUAUCUGCCUUACACAUACUUUUGGCCUUUGAGCUAAGUGACCUAAAUAAAUAGUGUUGCAUACUUAACAAAAUAGAUAGGAAAUGACAGAGAAUGCUUACAAGUCAGACAGCAGAUCGUCCAAGUUUGUUGGUGUUGGCCCUGAGGGCAAACCCAAAUGCUUGUGAACAUGUCACUGUCUGGUGUAGCCAUGACUGGUGAAUGGCAAAAGCUGCCACUGCUGUGGUUAUGGCGACACCUACCAACAUGCAUGCCUCCUCAAUACCUCUAUAAUAGUGCAUUAAAGGCUCGUUUGAUUUCAAACUCUCUUACCUUUGUCGCCCUUUAAGCGUUAAUGUAUUGUACCCCCAAUUUACAUGUUUAAAAGUAGGAUGAUGCUGCACAGAUACACUACUUAAUUAAGCUGUAUUCCUUCUCUGUACACUCUGCUGUGGUGUGUGCGAGAGAUAAUAGGCUUUAUUCUGAAAGGUUUUUUGGCACAAUAGACACAACAAGUGAUCUCUCAACACCCCAUUCACGUUUUCACCACUCUUCCUAUAUGAAUCGAUGAUGGUUCAUAAACAAAUGAGUCUUUCUCACUGUAGCUGUC
Messenger RNA from Myxocyprinus asiaticus (Chinese sucker), 4955 nucleotides. Its product is annotated as guanine nucleotide-binding protein subunit alpha-13. The coding region runs from base 49 to 1182 and encodes 377 amino acids. Lineage: Eukaryota; Metazoa; Chordata; Actinopteri; Cypriniformes; Catostomidae. Gene Ontology annotation, biological process: adenylate cyclase-activating G protein-coupled receptor signaling pathway; Rho protein signal transduction. The transcript has 4 exons. Gene Ontology annotation, molecular function: G-protein beta/gamma-subunit complex binding; D5 dopamine receptor binding; guanyl nucleotide binding. Gene Ontology annotation, cellular component: brush border membrane; heterotrimeric G-protein complex. The record is from RefSeq and is a predicted model, not a curated record.